This is a messenger RNA of Kogia breviceps (pygmy sperm whale), 2371 nucleotides long. It is a transcript of the gene SUPT7L, whose product is annotated as SPT7 like, STAGA complex subunit gamma. Gene Ontology annotation, molecular function: transcription coactivator activity; protein heterodimerization activity. The record is from RefSeq and is a predicted model, not a curated record. NCBI's taxonomy places the organism in Eukaryota, Metazoa, Chordata, Mammalia, Artiodactyla, Physeteridae. Gene Ontology annotation, cellular component: SAGA complex.
CCUGUGGCAGCGCCUGAUUGAGAAGAAGCGCUUCCGGCAGCCUUGAAUCAGUAAUCAACACACCAGCCUUCCGGGCCUGACGCGACCCUCAUCUCAGGCCUCUCGGAGUCGUACAGCCGCCCAGUACCAAACCUGCGACGUGGAAGUCCAUAGUGGAGCCUCCUUGCCUCGGUCCAGGUCCAGGUCCAGAUGUCCCUGUGUCCGGGCUGCCCCAGCAUUAGGCGACCCCAGGACCCUGUGAUUGGCGCCUGCGCCUGCUGACGGUGACGGAGGAGCCCCCCUAAAGACUUGGGCAUUGCUUGUGCUUGGUGUCUGUCCUUCGUGCUCCUUUCGGUGAAGCUAAGGGAGAGGGCGAUUUUUGUUGUCACUUGGGCAAGGAUCUUGCAUUAGUCUUUAUCUCUUCCCAUGAUACCUGGCAUUCGGUAAAUGUUUGUUGAAUUUGAAGAGACAUAUGGGCAAUGAAUCUGGAAGGGGAGAACAUCCUUGGUCCUACAUUGUUGCUGACACUGACAUUUUUCUAAGUUGUCUUGAACUGCCUACUUUUUAUGUAAAUAACUGGCUAGACUUCAUAUUUUUCACUACAGAAGCCCAUAACCUGCAGUUGCUAGAGAUCUUAAAACACUACUUUUAGGAUAUCAUCUACAUUUAACUUGAAAGCUCUUCCUGUCUUAUUCCAAAAUGUUGAGAUACUGGGGAGAGAUACCAAUCUCAUCAAGCCAGACCAACAGAAGUUCCUUUGACUUGCUCCCUCGGGAGUUCCGACUGGUAGAAGUCCAUGACCCACCCCUGCACCAACCCUCAGCCAACAAGCCCAAGCCCCCCACUAUGUUGGACAUCCCCUCAGAGCCGUGCAGCCUCACCAUCCAUACCAUUCAGCUGAUCCAGCACAACCGACGUCUGCGUAACCUCAUUGCCACAGCUCAGGCCCAGAAUCAGCAACAGACAGAAGGUGUAAAGACUGAAGAGAGUGAGCCUCUUCCGUCCUGCCCUGGGUCACCUCCUCUUCCUGAUGACCUCCUUCCUUUAGAUUGUAAGAAUCCCAGCACACCAUUCCACAUCCGGCACAGUGACCCAGAGAGUGACUUUUAUCGUGGGAAAGGGGAACCUGUGACUGAACUCAGCUGGCACUCCUGCCGGCAGCUCCUCUACCAGGCAGUGGCCACGAUCCUAGCCCACGCAGGCUUUGAGUGUGCAAACGAAAGUGUCCUGGAGACCCUAACUGAUGUGGCACACGAGUAUUGUCUGAAGUUCACCAAGUUGCUGCGCUUUGCUGUGGAUCAGGAGGCCCGGCUGGGGCAGACUCCCUUCCCCGACGUGAUGGAGCAGGUUUUCCAUGAAGUGGGCAUUGGCAGCGUGCUCUCCCUCCAGAAGUUCUGGCAGCACCGCAUCAAGGACUAUCACAGUUACAUGCUGCAGAUUAGUAAGCAGCUCUCUGAAGAGUAUGAAAGGAUUGUCAAUCCUGAGAAGGCCACAGAGGACACUAAACCCGUAAAGAUCAAGGAGGAACCUGUGAGUGACAUCACCUUCCCUGUCAGUGAGGAACUGGAGGCUGACCUUGCUUCUGGAGACCAGCCACUGCCCAUGGGAGUCCUUGGGGCUCAGAGUGAACGCUUCCCAUCUAACCUGGAGGUCGAGGCUUCACCACAGGCUUCAAGUACAGAAGUAAAUGCUUCCCCUCUUUGGAACUUGGCCCACGUGAAAAUGGAGCCGCAAGAGAGUGAAGAAGGCAACGUCUCUGGGCAUGGCGUGCUGGGCAGCGACGUGUUCGAGGAGCCCAUGUCGGGCAUGAGUGAAGCUGGGAUCCCCCAAAGCCCUGAUGACUCAGACAGCAGCUAUGGCUCCCACUCCACUGACAGCCUCAUGGGGUCCUCCCCUGUUUUCAACCAGCGCUGUAAAAAGAGGAUGAGGAAAAUAUAAGGCAAAGAGGGAGAGUUUCUCUCCAGACCUACAAGACCCAACAGAAAACCUUGAUGUAUUCUAAUUCACUUCCAUAAACAGUGAUUUGACUUUUAUUCUUAAACGCAGUGGACUUUCCUGAUAUCAGUGGAACUGGAUUUAACCAAAUAAGUCUGCUUUUUCCUUUUGCAUUCAGUUUUUAUAGUUUUCCACAACAACCAAGCUACCUUUCACAAACAUCAUGACAGUGGGAUGGUAAUCCAGAGAUCAAAGCACUGUCCCUGACAUCUAUUGUGUGAGUAGACAAGUGACUUAGCUUCUCUAGAGCUGUUUCUCUUGCACAACUGAGAAGACCCAUACAUACUGCUUUGACCUACCUUGCAGAGAUAUUAUGAGGAUGGAGAUGUUGUUAAGCCUCAAAGCUGUACUUGAAUAGACUCACAAGUAAAUAUAUGCUGGUAUCAGAUGUCAAUUU